Messenger RNA from Carassius auratus (goldfish), 3086 nucleotides. RefSeq names its product cingulin-like protein 1. The coding region runs from base 310 to 2433 and encodes 707 amino acids. Lineage: Eukaryota; Metazoa; Chordata; Actinopteri; Cypriniformes; Cyprinidae. Gene Ontology annotation, biological process: protein localization to cell-cell junction. Gene Ontology annotation, cellular component: bicellular tight junction; myosin complex. The record is from RefSeq and is a predicted model, not a curated record. The transcript has 16 exons.
AGGAAUAUUACAGUUGCAUUGCAUAUUUCUUCAGAAAAGGAAACAUAAUCUAGAGUGUGUUGAAUCAGAGUGAUGUAUUUCUAGGGAAAAGACCUGAAACACAUUGCAGAUGCUCUGAAAAGUUCGUCUAAAGCGAGGAGCGUGACGCUGGAGGACGAGGACUGGAACUGGACGGCCGAUAAGAAGAAGACGCCGCUGAGGCGCUCUGGAAGCGUUAAAGAUCUCAUCUACAGGUUCGACGGGUCACCGCCGUGCCUCGGCUCGCUGAAGAUCAAGAGGCAAGACUCGAGCGCACAGGAUUCUGGGAACAUGACACAUGAGAGCAGAGAGAUAGAGAAGAGCCUGGUGUCUAGUGAAGCACAAGAAGUGAGAGAAGCAGAGAAGAAGAACGAGGACAAGCCAGACGCUCCUGAAUCCGGUCCAUUUUCCAGCUUAAACGGCGAGAAGCAGCACAGCAGUCCUGUGUCCGAGGACGAGCCCAUGACCCCGAAAGUGCGUCCCAACCCCAAAUACCAGCUCUACCUGGGCUCCAACGGCUCCAGCGGCUCCAACGGAUCCAACGGGGCCCUGCUGAGGGUCAGUCCUGUGAGCCGAGGGUCCAUGGAGUCGCUCUCGUCCCGGGACGGGGACAGCUUGUCCGAAAGAACGGCUGGGAUUGAAAGUCCUCCCCGAGGUUUCAUCAGUCCGUAUUCAACGCUCUCGCUCGACUACAAUCCCUUCAACAGAACGUCUGACUUUAAGACACAGGAAGUGAUGUCACCCGGCGUCUCUGAGAUGAACCUGUUCGGUCUGAACAGAAGCGUGAGUCCCGUUAACAGUCCGUCUCUGAGCCAGCGCACACGGAUCCCGGGAUACGACAGUCUGCCUCGCCGACGAGACAAGGCGACUCCAAGUCAACUCAUGCAACGAAACAACCAAACCAAACCGAACAAACUGGACUUCAUCCAGGAGCUGACCAAACAGCUGGAGGACUGCCGCAGGAGGAACCAGUUUCUGGAAGCGGAGAGCAUCGAGAUGGAGAAGGAGAGGAACCAGAUCCGCUUCGAGAUGCGAGGUCUGCUGGUGAACAACGAAGAUCUGCUGCGGACGAACACACAGAUGCAGGGCGAGAGCAACCGUCUGCGAGAGAAGAUCGUGGAGCUAGAGAGCAACUACAACGUGAUGCAGGAGCGCUUCAGACAGAUCGAGAAAGAGCUGAAGGAGGCGCGUGAGGUGAUGGUCGAGGCAAACACUCAGGAAUACGCUUUCAGCUUCCUGCAGCAGACGCUCAAGAACCAAAUACAGGACACUGAGGAAGCUCUGGAGAAACAGACACAACACGCUCAGACUGUGUCAGAGAAACUGUGGCUCGCCGAGAGGAGCCUGGAGGAACUACAGCUGGAGAAGGAGAAUAAAGCCAAGAAAACUCUAGAACUCACCAACACUGUGUUCAGACUGGAGACAGAGCUGGCAGACGCUCUUCAGGAGGUGAACCAGGCUCGAGCGGAGCUGAGUUUGCAGCAGAAGCUGAGAUCUGAUGAUCUUCUGCGGAUGGAGGAGCUGGAGGAGAGCGUGACGGAGAAGGACCAGGAGCUGCUCCGCCUCACACAGAUCGUCAGCAGACUGCAGGGAGAGGUGACAGAUAAGCUGAGUGAUAAGGAGCAGACGCUGGAGGAGGAGAUCCAGCUGCGAGAGCGUGUUCAGCUGCAGUGUAAACAGGCCGAGAGGACGGUGGAGGAUCUGCGCAUGGAGCUGCAGACGCUGGGACAGUCUCGAGACGAUCUCUCCAAACAGCUGAAGCUGGCUCAGGAGAAGAUCAUCGAUCUGGAGGCAGAUCUGGAGGAGCUGCAGGAGAACGAGCAGCGAUGGGCGUCCAAACACAAGAGAGCUCUGGAUCAGUCGGAGCAGAUGCAGAUGAAGCUCAUCCAGGAGAAAGAUCUCAACGAUCAGCUGGAGUGUGAGAAGGCCAUCCUUGAGAGACAGCUGCGGGAUCUGCGCCGAGAGAUGGAGGAGCUCCAGAAUAACAGAGUGGAGGUGGAUUCAUUCACCAGAGCCGAGAUUAAAGCCAAAGAACUGGAGAACACACUGAGAGCUGAGGAGAGGAAUAAAGUGGUGAUGAGCAACACCAUCAGCAAACUGGAGAAGAAGAUCCAUGAGCUGACGGAGCAGAUGGAGGAGGAGCACAAGAUCGCCACAGAACAGAGAGAUCUGAUGACUCAGCGCAUGCGUUCACUGAAGCGGCAGCUGAACGAAGCCGAGGAAGAAGCGAGUCGACGGGACGUCAAGCACCGACAAACACACAGAGAACUGAUGGAGGAAAGAGAGACUAACAGCCGUCUGCAGAGACAACUACUGGACCAACAGCUGCAGAGCAAGAGGAAAGAGUCGAGACAAACUCUGGAGAACCUGAAGCUGCACCUGAGUGAAGAUGAUGGUGAUGAUGAAGAGGAGUAACAGACUGAAUCCCCUCAGGUGUGACCAAACCCAAGCUCAAACUAGACCAGAACCUGCCAAAACCCUGAACGUAAACCCACUGUCAGACAGUUUCUAAGACUUCAGCCCGAGUCCAGGUCUACGAGACCAAGACCAGAUCCAGCGAAGCUCCAUUCUUCCGGAAAAGCUCUUUCCUGACGCUCCUAGGAUUUCCAGGAGGAUCUGCUUUACCAAAUCUGGUUUCAUGUGGUUUACAGUAAGCUACCGUGUGCAUUAGUUCUUUAUCAAGCUCUCCGUUCGCUUUCUGUUGUUGUUUUCUCAGUUCCGUCAUAUAUGCAAAUGACAUCAUGCAUAUAUUAAUAUAAUCUAGAUAGGAAUAACUAUCGAUGAUGAUGUUCUGAGAUGUGUUUGCAUGUGUUCAGCGAUGAGGACAGGUGAAUGUGCUGAUAUUAUUCUGCUGAAGUUAUUAAGGGAAUGGUGUUUAUUAAGUGUCUCUCACUGAAAUACAGCAGCAGGUUUAGCUCCAGGGGCUUUAUAUGGAGUUUAACGUUUAACGUGGAACUACCAAAUGGUAAUAAAAUAUUAUAUUUCAAGACUUUUUUUGUGUGCAUGUCUACUUGAUUUAUAACUUUAAUAACUGUCUAAUAAUUGACUGUCAAUUCAUACAAAUAUGU